AUGACAUAGUUACCAAAACUUAUUUAAGAAAAUACAUUAUUUGAAUGUAGAGGUAACAUAUUAACAAAUAUGAAGAAUUAAAAUAAUAGCAACAAGAUAAUAUAAUUUUUGAUAAAAACAUGAAAAGUAUAAAAAUACAUAAAUAUAGAGGUUUCGUCUUAAAAGUUGGGCCUACAAAUUUAUACACAUAUCAUAAUUCUUAAGAAUAGAAUAUUAAGGGUUCCAACUUAUAUUUAUAAAUAUAUGUGAUUGAGAAGUUAAAAUUGAUCAUUGAACUUACUUUUAAAGAUGAAGUAUAAAUGGUUAUAAUUAAUAAGUAUUACAAAAUAAUUGUUGGUCCAAAUUUUCAAUAAUCAUACUCUAAAAAUUAAAAUGAAGUGAAAAUAUCAAGUGCAUUUAUAUUAACAAAUAAAUGGAUCAGUUUAGGAUUUGAUGUAGAUAGUUUUUUUAAGGUUGGAGAAAUAUAAUUAAAAAUGUUAAGUAUCCAAUCCCUUUGUAGAUUAAAAAAAAUAUAUGAAUCUAAUAUCACGAGUAAAUUAAAGUAAUUAAUAAUUUAUAAAAAAGUGAUGGUUAAUGUAUUAUUUAAAAGAUUUGUGAAAAAAGAAUAUUGGAAUUAUUACCUUUGAGUAUUAGAGCAUAAUCAGAAAAAUUAGAGGUUAGAUAAAAUUAGUUAAUUAAUUAAUUAAGACGAUAAUCAACUAUCUCUAAUUCUUAAGAGAGAAAUAUUUAGAGUCAAUCAGCCAAGAAAUAAUUUUAAACUAAAUAAAUAAAUUAGAUGUUUUAAGAAUAGACGAAACUCAGCAACUAAAAUGGAUUAAAAGUAAAACAAACUUAAAAUAUGUAAAAUUAAAGAAAUUCCAUUUAAAAAUAAUAUCGUAAAAGUUCUUAAAUAAAUAAAUUAUAAUUAUAAGCGAAGCCACUAGUAUUUGAUUCAAUCUCAACAUACGCAAAUUAAUAUCAAGAAUAAUAAUAAAUAGUUAAAUAGUAAUAACAACUUAUGUAAUCUAAUUCUAACAGAUAGAAAAAGCUACCUCAAACAGGUGUAGUUCUUAUUAAAUAAUUAUCUUAAGAAUGCUUAUUAGAAAAGACAAUCUAGUUAGCAACAGGAUUGCAAGUAAUUGAAGAAGUUAAUUCAACAAAACCUCCUAUACAUUCAAAAAACAAUUCUUCAAAACAAAAUACAUAAGUAUAGUUAUAGAAGAAAGCUGUAAAAAGUUGUCUGAGAUAGAAUCAAGAUUUAAAAAAUGGAAAUAAUUCUAUUAAUGAACCUUUUGAUGAAAUAAAAAUAGAAAACGAUUAAAAACAUAAAUCAUCGUAAGUUAGUUCUGGAGUUAAAGAUGUGUAUUAUGAAUGCGAUAAUUCUGAAUAUUAAACAAAAUAUGGAAAAUUUUCUAAUACUUUUACUCGUCCUUUGGGAUUAUCAUCUUAUAAUCAUAAGUUAAUUUCUUAAUAGUCCACUCAUUAGAAUUAAGGUAGUACAAAUGAGUAUUUUUAUUUGAGUAGUUAAUAAAUUGAAUAAAAUUAAAGUGCUAAUUAAACAGCAAAUGAAAUUGAAGAAUAGAUAGAAGCUCCAGAACUAAAAAGUAAAAUGACUGAGGAAAGCUUUAAUUCUAUAAAUGGUAUAUAAAUUAGAUAGGAAGAUAGUUAAGAAGAACUUGCAGUGUCAAAAUACGAAUGA
Molecule: messenger RNA, 1678 nt
Organism: Paramecium sonneborni
Lineage: Eukaryota; Ciliophora; Oligohymenophorea; Peniculida; Parameciidae
Source: the annotation of a GenBank genome assembly